This is a messenger RNA of Auanema sp. JU1783, 417 nucleotides long. Lineage: Eukaryota; Metazoa; Nematoda; Chromadorea; Rhabditida; Rhabditidae. The record is from the annotation of a GenBank genome assembly.
AUGAUCACUCCUAUCGUUUACUUCUCCCUACUCGUAUCUUUGACUGUCGGACAAUCCUGUUCUGGAACCAAAUAUAAUCAAAUGAAUGGCUUGUGUCCCGGUGGAAUGACUCGUUUUGGAUCUUACUGUUGUCCCAAUGAUUGCUAUUCCGCUUCUCAGUGCACAGAUCUAGGGAAGAACGGGCAGCCAGGCCAAUCCGAUUGUCCAAACCGUACUGCUUACUGUUCGAAUUCUGCUUAUAGAGUCCUCAUGCAACAACAGUGCCCAUCUACAUGUGGCUGGUGUUUAUGCGAAGAUAAGGUUAAUCCUCAAACUGGAAGAUCUGACUGUGCCAGUAUGAAGUCAUAUUGUACUAACAGUCUCUAUGCUUCAUUCAUGAAAACCGAGUGCCCAGUAACAUGUGGAUACUGCCGUUGA